Messenger RNA from Bactrocera latifrons, 2359 nucleotides. RefSeq names its product DNA fragmentation factor subunit alpha-like. Gene Ontology annotation, biological process: apoptotic process; regulation of apoptotic process. The transcript is spliced from 4 exons. The record is from RefSeq and is a predicted model, not a curated record. Bases 1007 to 2035 code for a protein of 342 amino acids. Lineage: Eukaryota; Metazoa; Arthropoda; Insecta; Diptera; Tephritidae.
GUCUGCUGGGCCAAAUAACGCCAACGUGAACGUGGAGCCGUGGAGCGUGUGUAAGUAAGCAGCAUCACGAAUGUGCCAGGCCAGCACGACCGAGACGAGCAGCGUAUAUAAAACGGCAUAUCAGCAGUGGCAGCGCUGUCAUUCGCCGGCGGUGCUUACAAGCAGUGUGUAUACAGUUUAAUAUAGGUGCGCGCAAAACGUCAAUUCAACGAAAUAAAACAAACGAAAACGUCAAAUAAAAAAAGGAAAAUAAAGCAGAAAAAACAUAUGUAUACAAAACAAAGGGCGCUGGCAAACUCAGCUGUGGCUGCUGGUUGCAGUGCGUUCGCUGCCAAGUGACUUAAGUGCAUAAAAUCCAAAUGUACAUACUGCUACUUUCAAAUUAUAGCACACAAGCAUACAUACUUAAAUAGCUAGUUAUCAAGCAAAAAUAUUUUUGAAUCAGCAAAAAAAAAAAAUUUAAAUCAGCAAAAUAAAUAUUGUCGUGAUUUUCUUUGUGUUUUGCUAAAUACGCGCAGUUUGGUAGACACUGGAGGGUAGUUGUGCGGGAAUUUCGUGCUGCCAGCAUUGCUUCGAGAUUAAUUGUUUCAUUAUUAUUGUUAUUAAUUUCUUGUGGUAAAUUAUAAACAACUGACUGGUGACUCGCUGUUAUCGCUUUUGUUUAUUGUUGUAUUCUAUACUUGGAAACAUUUGGGCGCUGACGAGACGCUUCGCGUACAUUUGUGUGCGAACAACGUGUGCUCCACUUUUGUAUGUAAGACAGAGCAGCAGCAACAAUAUUUGAUUGCAAGAGCGCAAAUUAGCAGCAUAACAAAAACAAAACUCAAGUGUAGGCAUAAACAAACGGUUUUGCAUUGAAAAUAUAACAAUUAAAGCAAGUGGAGUGGCCUAAGUGUAAGAAGGUGUAUUAAAACAAUUAGAAAAAGGUGUGAAAAACUUUAAAAAGUGCUUUUUGUCAAGCAUAAGCUGAGAAAUAUAUUUGAGCGCUUAAAAAAUUAAGUUAAAAAUGGAUACAGACAACAAAAAGCCUUUUAAGAUCAAGGAUGUGACGCGCAAUAUCAAAAAAGCCGUCGUGGCUGGCACACUCGAUGAAUUGCGCACGAAGGUAGCUGAGAAAUUCGAUCAUGUUGGCGAUCAGCCGCCAACCAUACACUUGGACUCCGAUGGCACGGAAAUCGACGAUGAGGAGUAUUUCCGCACGCUGGACGAGAACACAGAAUUGAUUGCAGUAUUUCCGGGCGAACAUUGGAUUGAUCCCACUAACUAUGUCACCAUCACCAGUCAUCAUCGCGGCAGCAAUAGCGGCAUUAUUGGUGGUGGUCUUGGUGUCGGCAGCGAGCAGCUUGGUGACACCACCGAUGCUGUGGCCGAGACGGCGCGUAUCAAACAAUUGGUCGGCCAAUUGCAAAAUAAUCUGUGCAAUGUGUCGGUGUUGAGCGAUCCGGAUUUGGAUUCGUUGUCGAACAUGGAUCCCAAUUCGUUGGUGGACAUAACGGGCAAGGAUUUUAUGGAGCAGUUGAAGGAUUCAGGCAGACCAUUGUGUGCAAAGCGAAACGCUGAGGACCGAAUUAACUUGUUAAAAUUGCUGCGUGAGGGCGCCAUCUUUUGCUCCGAACGUUAUCCGGAGGAUGCGGAGGCCAUCGACAUGGAGAUUAGUAGGCAAUUGAAUAUGGAUGUGGCGCAAACCACAACCACGGUGACAACUAAUACAAAUACAACAACAACAAUUACAGCGAAUACAACCACAGUUAAUAUUGGCGUAUUAACAGCACAACAACAACAACACCAGCAACUACAACAGACUAUUACAACAAACAAGACAAUCGAACAAGUGCAAAGUGUGGCGGCAGCGGCGGUGGCGGCGGCAGCAGCAGCUCAACGCCGUGCAACAAUGGAGACGCAAAUGACGUCGGUGGAUGUGGUGACCAUUGUGGAAACGCAUGCGGCAGCAACAACAAACACACAGAAUAAUAAUAAUCAGCAGAAGAUGACAACCGCCGGCAGCAAUAACAAUAACAAGACAAACGAUAUUUGACUACCGAUUUUUAGUAGCAUAACUUGAAAUUUAGAGAGCGUUUACAAGGAGAAGGGUUAAGUGCACCGGAGUAGCGGGGAGAGCAGCGCGACAUUGCGGCUAUUAACGGUUGUCACGUAACAACAAGUUGGCGUUGCAAUCAGUUAUGCAUUGGUUGUAAUAUUUACAGUUAACGUGCGUAUUUUGUGUAUAUGUAUGCUGCUACAACAAUAAAAACAAACAAAAAAAAAAAAAGAAAUUAAAAUAAUUUUUUGAUGCCGGUGUAAGCUGUAACUGUAUAACUAAAAACCAAUUACAAAACAUUUUAAAACGCGACGCAAUCAG